Culex pipiens pallens (northern house mosquito) is the source of this 1668-nucleotide messenger RNA. RefSeq names its product zinc finger and BTB domain-containing protein 49-like. Gene Ontology annotation, cellular component: nucleus. Gene Ontology annotation, biological process: regulation of transcription by RNA polymerase II. Lineage: Eukaryota; Metazoa; Arthropoda; Insecta; Diptera; Culicidae. The coding region runs from base 93 to 1586 and encodes 497 amino acids. Gene Ontology annotation, molecular function: DNA-binding transcription factor activity, RNA polymerase II-specific; RNA polymerase II transcription regulatory region sequence-specific DNA binding. The record is from RefSeq and is a predicted model, not a curated record. The transcript has 4 exons.
UGUUUUGAUUUGAUUAAAAAGAACUGUCAGUUUAAAAAUUUUCGACUUCCAAGAAAAUCGUAAACAAAAUUUUCAAAUUUUGAGCAACAAAAAUGUCUUUUGACUCUUCCGGAAGCGACCUCCCCCAAAGAAGCUGGAACGAUCCACUGCCACACGACAAAAUCCCAACUAAUUCUGAAGAAGAAUGGCUCGAGCAAUCCUCCCACCAACAUCACGCCGACCAGACCGUCCUCCCGGAGCGAAUGACCAUCAAGGUGGAACCCAACACGGAGAACCUCUCGUCGAGCACGUACAACCCGCUGCCCAGCUUCCACGUCGACUCACUGCUCGAGUCGGGAGUGAAACCGGAGGAGAUUGAGUAUGUGGCCGUGCCGGAGGGUGCGAAACGCCGGGGACGACCCAAGGGGAGCAAGAACGGCAGGAAGGCGUUGCAGAAGAUGCUGCUGGGUGGGGACGCGCGGGACUGUGACUUGUGUCGGCGGAGCUGUCCGGGGAGUUUGGCGGAGGACGCAGUGGAGGGGAAGUUUGCCGAGAUUUUGGGGAUGGAGUUGGAGCUGCGGAGUGGGAUCGUUUGUAGACCUUGCUUGAAGCUGGUGGAGCUGCUGGGGGAGUUUAAGGUUUGCUGUCUGAAGGCGAAGGAGUGGUUCAAGGAUAAGGGUGUGGAUGAUGAGGGGUCGGAAGAUUGGUUUAGUAACAAAACGACGAAGGGUCUUGAACGAACGGCGGAUAUUAUUCGAGAGUAUGUUGGCCGCAUGGAAGCGAGCGAGGAUGACAACGUAGAGGAGGAUCAGGAGGAUGUGGAUUACAAAGGGGACGAUUUUGAGGCAGCCGAGCCUGAAAUUCAGGAUAGUUCUGCGAAGGACUCUGCAAACAUCGGAGAAGAUUAUGUGAAGCAGUUUUUGGAGGACUCUUUUCAGAGAUUGGACGCAACCGAAACCGACGGAGUUCCGGCGCCAAAGCUCAAAAUCACGGUGUACACGUGCGAAAAGUGUCAGCGCAGGUUUGACUCCAAGAUCGGCUACUGCUACCACGUCAAGCUGUGCAAACCGGACGCCGCCGUCCGGGAAGCCACCUUGCACACCUGCCCCAUCUGCUCGGCCGACUUCACCAGCCACUGGCUGAUGCGGGACCACCUCAACAAGCACCGGGGCGUGAAGCGGUUCAGCUGCCGCAAGGUUUGCAAAAAGACGUUCUACACCGAGCUGGCUCGGCGAUCGCACGAGAAGCACUGCUCGAACGAAACCACAAUCUGCACGUUGUGCGGCGUCCAGCUCAAGUCGGAAAACUCGCUCGGGUCGCACAUGGCGUACAUCCACGGCGAGGCCAAAAUUCCGUGCGAGGUGUGCGGGAAGAUGUUCAAAGCAAGGAAAGCCCUCCUAAAACACAUGACGGUCCAUUCGGAUGCGCGGAACUACCCUUGCGAGGUGUGCGGAAAGGCGUUCAAGUCCUCGUGGACCGUGAAGGUGCAUAUGCGGAUUCACACCCAGGAAAAACCGUUCCAGUGUUCCAUCUGUGGGCAGGGUUUCACGUACAAGUGCAUUCUCAAGUCGCACUUGGAGCAGACCCACGGAAGUAAUCAUAUCUAGGGUGUACUUGGGAGUAUUGAUUCUAUGUAACGUACGGAGAAACCAUAAUAAUAAAAAUAAUUAACCCAAAUCCAUACUUAAG